CGAUCAAUUCGUCACCCUCCCGACAAAAAUACCGUAGUGGCGCAUUCUUUUUUUCAGCCCUCCUGCUCAUAAUAUUUACUCGAAGAAGAACCAUCGAAUGUGAACAUCCCACGCUUUCAGCUUCUACUCUCAACUUCGUUAUCAUGUCAAACCAAGUCGCACCUCAAGUUUCAACAAGCAUCAUAUCAAGGCAUCAAAGAUACGGUCAAGAGAAGAUGACAUUGGAAAAUCGUCUAUCGGUGGCUGUUUCCCUUUCUUUGGGCGAAAAAUUCCUCUGCAAUGGACAGUUCGAUCAAGCUACCGAUGCCUUCGAUUCGGCGCAACGGCUGCUAACUUCUGCCCCCCUGCCAAUCGAAACUCAUGACUGUCCCAUCAAGUGCAACACCUUUUCAAGCCUAGUCUGCUCGUCAGAACGACCAAUGCCUGCCACUCACAUUGAUACAUACCAAGAAGACGAAUGUGAUGUCGGUGCGAGACAAUUCGCUGCGGCAAUUGUUCCCGACGAUGUCGUUGGCCUAGAUGAUAAUGUAUUACAGCUCAUCAUCGCUUACAACAAAGCUGUUGUCUACCAAGCAAGCAAGAAUUAUCAAUACGCAUGCAUCCUCUACAAGCUAAUUGUCGACACAGUCCGAUCAUGUCUUUCUUCUGGAAACACCGACGCGACAUUGAUGCACCUUGCAAUGCGUUCCCACAACAAUAUGGGUCAGAUCGAAUACUGUACCGGGCAUUCCGAAGAACGAGCCUGCGUUGAAUUUGAAAGUGCUCUUGUUUAUGCUAGGCAUCACUACAACCACUCUCGAAUGCACCACAAUGAGAUCGAUUUGCUGCCAUCCAAUACCGCAACCAUUCAAAUCAACGCAGUGACUACUCCUCCAGAGUACCAAUUGGAAAUCGCCACUGUUUUGUCCAACUGGUGCCGAACUCGAUGGAUGAUGGGACACCAUGACGGGACCAUGUUCGCCGCCCUAGAAGAUGUCAUUCGCAUCCGUACCGCUAACCUUGAAUCCGACCAUCUCGAUGUCGCCGCGGCUCAUUUCAAUAUCGGAAGAGCUUUGUUCUCCCGUGGUUGCAACCAAAAGGCUUUGAAGCAUUUGCUGUGCUACAUGCGAACCGCGUAUACGCGAUUUGAAGAACAAAACAUUAGCAUCAACAAAUCGAGUGCCGUCGAGAACAACAAAUCCACCGCCGCCGACUUGGAUCCAACGCUGGGUCUGAUUUAUGUUCUUCAGAUCCAAAAUCAAGAAAAGAACGAUUCGAUUUCGCGAGACCUUGUGUGGGGCCUCCUCAGCCUCCAAGACAAGCUAAAAAAGCUAGGCCCCAUCCAUACAGAUGUGGCUUCGGUCCUCAAUUAUAUUGGAACGCUUUUGUUCCGUCGACGAGAAUUGAAUUACGCACUUUGCUUUUUUGCACAAGAAUUAUGCGUCGAAGAACAACUUAAGGCGCAGUCAGACAGCGAGCCAUUUUCUAAUAACGAAGACAAUGUCAGCAUCAUCGUUACAUGCAACAAUAUUGGUCGCAUUCUUCAAGAGUUGGAGCGAUACCAAGAGGCAAAAUAUUAUUACCAACGAUCACUUGGUGACGAUGAGAAUUUGUUGACUUGGAGCUGCUGCGGUGAACAAAAAGGCAAAUGCAGGAACGCGAAGAAGGCAUGCGACCGUGAUAUCCUUGAAGACGACGAUGCUUUGGAUAUUCCUGCACCUGCCAUGAACCUUUACUCAACAGUGUGGUACAAUCUAGGUCUCAUCCACGAUAAAAUGGGAGCCUUCAACGAAGCCAUCCAAGCAUUCCGCAUGUCCCUCAAGCUUCGACGAGCUAUGCUUGGUCACGAACAUUCGGAUGUUUCUUGCCUGUUUUACAACAUCGGUGUCUUGCAAAUGGAACAGAACCUCCUCAGCGAAGCCACCGAAUCGUUCCGCGAAGCUCUUGCUCACCGACACGUUUCGGGAAAGGGGCAGCUGAAUGAUGCUCACGUCAUUAGAACUCUCCGAAAACUUGCAUCCAUGCACAAAUCCAAAGGCAACAUUAAGGGCGCCAUUGCCGCGUACGAAGACGUAAUCGCUGUACUCAAUUCCUCGAAUGAUUUUGAGACUGUCGUUCGCAACCAAAAAAUCGGCAUUGCUAUGUGCGAUAUUGCAGAAUUGCACCAAGCACAAGGAAGUCUUAAAGUUGCUUUGGAAUAUGCAAUGGGGAGUGCCGACACACUUCUCGCUAUGCGAAAUUCUGUUUUGGAAAACGAGACCACUAUGGGCGUUGAUGACGUCAACGAGGACCUACAGUCCUACGUCGAAGUUGAAACAAGGGCUCUUCUAUUGGUCGGCAGCCUUCAACACGAAUUAUGUGAACCGUUGAAUGCGCAACAUGCCUUCUCCAAAACGGCUUGUGUGUUGCACUCGCAUUUGAGCACAUCCAUGACAAACUCUGCAGCUGCCCAAAAAACGAAAUCUACUCUCUUCCCACUUUUGGAAGUCAGCAUGAUGCUAUCUAACUUAAGCUGCGCACCCGAAGCGUAAAGCGACCAAUCCACGAAUUCAAUACCGUUUUGCACAAGCUAGCUACUUCCCAAAUUUUUGAUAAUAAAUUUUGAGACCAUCGUUCAUCCAGCCCCCACGCAUUACAACUAAGGCAAUGUACGGGCAAGUCACAACGAUAAGGUCUAUGUCUGCACAUAAACUACAUAAAACAUU
Messenger RNA from Pseudo-nitzschia multistriata, 2684 nucleotides. NCBI's taxonomy places the organism in Eukaryota, Bacillariophyta, Bacillariophyceae, Bacillariales, Bacillariaceae. The record is from the annotation of a GenBank genome assembly.